Molecule: messenger RNA, 6641 nt
Organism: Ruditapes philippinarum (Manila clam)
Lineage: Eukaryota; Metazoa; Mollusca; Bivalvia; Venerida; Veneridae
Exons: 7
Coding region: 348-4040 (1230 amino acids)
Source: RefSeq, a predicted model, not a curated record
GCCAAUCAAGCAGUGUAUAUUUAUUGUUUUGAUAGUAUCAACGACCAAUCAUGAUAUAUAAGGUACAAUGACCUUAGUAACAAAGUAGCCACGUGAUCAGUUGCGUGUGAUAUUUUAACCCCGCUUUUAAAAGUUUUAAAAUAACAAUACAACGUCAGUUAUAUAGACUUGUUCAUAUGUACAAGAUGUGUUAUAAAUUGUGUAUAUCAUGAUAAUGGUUUAUAAUGUACAUUUUUGCAUAGAAAACAUAAUUUUCAAGACUGUUUAUAUGUGAUUCCUUUUGGAUAUUUCUAAAGUAGGACAACAGUAAUUGUAAAAACAGACUGACCUUGUUCGAAAAUGCUAUAAUGGCAAGUGAGGAACUGGAUAAAGAUCUGUUUAAGAAUUGGGUACGAGGCUCAAAAGGACUGGAAUACUUACAGGAAGGUCUUCAAGAAUUUGUUGGAAAAAAAGUACUGCAAUGUCGUGAUAAUACCCUUCAAAAGAUAAUAUCAACAUUAUCAUCUGGAUCACCACAACAGUGCAACCAGUGUACAGAAAAUAAUCUUUCUCCAGAACAUUUUAACUCUACGAAGGCAUGCAACAAAAACACAUGUAGCCAAAAGACCUCAAACAACUGUUUUGGAAGCAGACCAGUCGGACGUAGGAAAUGUCCUGAUGGCAUUUGUAGUAAAUUCUACGACGCAAUUAUAGAUGAGCAUGUAUUUAAAGACCCCUUAUGGAAGAACACAGACCCAAGAACGUGGUGUUCGGAUCCUCAUGGGUGGAGUUAUGCAAAAUGUUUCCAAACAACUAUAGGUCCAGGGACAUCAGCUAAAGAUACAGAUGCUGCUAGUUUGCUGAGCAUUAUUAUAAGCAACAAGUCAAUACAAAACUUUGUGGCCAGUUCUAGUUCGUUUUAUACGGCGCGAGACAUCCGAAAUGAAAUCUUACAUAGCUCAAAGCUUGAAAUCGACGAAACAACUGUGUGUUCCUUUUUGGAUGCGUUCAUUGUUGUUCUUCAAGAUCCAAAGUGUCUGAUUAAUGACGAGGCGUCAAAGAAUGCAGUUCAUAAACUAACACAGUUAAAAAACAACACGAUACACAUAAGCCAGGAAGACACAGUAUCACUUUUUGAGAACAGAAAUAAGGCGUUAUCUGAACUUGAUGAAAGGACAGCUGAAUCAUUGCGUAAACUCGAUGAAAAAGCAUUGGCUGUACUGAAUAAAUUUAAAGAAGAUGUUAAUGAAGUGAAGGAUGCCGCUUUAGCUGAUGUUAAAAACGCUGUGCAAACACUUUCUGCAGAGAGAGGGGAUGCCAUAUCUGAUGCUCGGUCUGAUAUGAGCAUUUUCCAAAUAGUUCGUCGGAUGUUCUGGAAUGUGUUCAUAUACUUUAUGGGGUGGUCAAGCCGAAAAAAGAAAGUUCAAGAACUUAAAGAUGAACUUAUAACAUGGUACAACCAGACCAAUCAGAGUACAGUUUACCUUUCACCACUCACAGAUGCUUUCCCUACCCCUCUUGCGGGGUUCUACAUUAUGCCAGAAAUUGACAUACAGACAUAUCUGCCAGGCGGUAGGAAAGAAACAACUAGAGUCAAGUCAUUACAGGACCUGUUUACAUCUGGUAGAAAAGUUCCCCAUGAAAUAUAUUUAUCAGCUGUUGCUGGAUUUGGGAAAACUGCAUUUUCAAAAUAUCUCGCUAUAACAUGGUGCCAAGCUCAUAAAAAGGAUGAAAAUUACAAGCAUUUUAAAGAAGAAGAAUUAAAGGCUUUAUCUGGCUUUGAUUUUUUAUUUCUGGUGCUAUUGAGAGAUUCAGCUAAAGUCUGUGAUGUUGACGACAUGAUUGAACAACAAGUCAUACAAUAUCUUCCAUGCUCAUCUUCAUUGCCAAAAGGAUUAUUAAAGGACAUUCUACGUGAUGAAAAAUGUCUUGUGAUAUUAGAUGGACUAGAUGAAUGGUUUCAUCCUGAAAACGAUUGUACAAGACUUCCUAAAAGUAUUCCUCAUCGAUAUGCACGUGAAAAGUGUGUAAUCUUAACAACGACCCGGCCAUGGAAGCUUGGAGGCUCAAACUUGAAGACAAGUCAAAUGGACAAAACAGUAGAGCUAGUUAAACUGAAUAAAAAGAAUGCAAGGCAGUUUAAGCUUAAUGCACUGAAAAUGUUGAAUGUAAACCUUCAAUAUGGUGAACUGAAAAAUGAAGUGUGUAGAUUUGAAGAAGAAAUCAGUGACCAUGACCUUGAUGAUAUGGAAUCCACGCCUCUCCUGUUACUCUAUCUUAUAUGCUUAUGGGUUGAAAAAAUUCCAAUAGGAAAUUCUGCAGUAGAAUUAUAUACAGGCAUUAUUCAGCUCCUUCUAUCUAGAACAGAAAAAUUACAUGGAAAGUUUCAUUCAUCGUGUGAAAUAUCCCCUAGUAAUGUUCCUGAAUGUUUCAGAAAACAUCAACAUUUCUGUAGUUACUACAUGUUUCUGGUAACCAUUGGGAAACUAGCUUUUUAUACAUUGUUCAGUAAGAAAAAGGAGCACACAUUAGUAUUUGAUGAAAAUGUUGCAGAAAAAUAUCUAAACCAAGAAGAUUUGAAAUCAAGCUGUCUAUCAGGAAUAUUAUCAGAAAGUAAAGUGAAAACAUUAAUAAACGAAAGUUCUAAAAUCUCAUUUUCACAUAAAACAGUGCAGGAAUACUUUUCAGCAAUAUUUAUAAGUUUUCAAAAUACAAGUGAAGUUCAAAAAAUCAUCUUAAACUUUGAAGAGUGCAACUGUUUACAAAAUAUUCUAGAUAUGUCAAAAGUGUUUGGCUUUAUUAGUUACAUGAACCCUAAAUUAAUGUCUACAAUAUCAAGUGAUUUGAAGCCUCUGAUAAACAAUGAUGAAAAAACAAGCAAAUACAGAACUUUGACAGGUUAUGAUUACAUGUACAUUAAUCCAUUACAAGACAUACAAGACAUGUACAUUUCUUGUGCCAAAGAAAGCCAGGAAAACAAAGACCUCAAAUUGUGUUUACAAGAUUUCUUCAUUAAUGAAAAAUGUCAACAAGAAAACUACUUCAAACAAUUACAACAUUUAUGUCAACAAAAUAAAGAAAAUAUAAAAUCAAUAAUGAUAGAAAAUAAAGGUAUUUGUAGUCUACAAGAAAUUAUCAGUUUGUUUACACUCUCUGACCUUCCACAUAUAGAGAAAUUAUACUAUAAAGGUGAAAUUGUAGAAGAGGAAAUAAUGAGCUUGUUAUUGAACCCUUUAAAAUGUUUAACUGUGAUAUCAAAUAAAUGGAAAAAUCAUCAAUUUGUAGGAAAACGUUGUCGGCUGUCUGCAGAGAUAAAUGGACGACUGGUAAAAUUACAACACCUGGAGUGUUUAUAUAUAGAAAGUUUCACUAUGACCCAUGAGGUAAUGGAGACAUUGUUAAAUUUCCUCACUAGUAAAAAAUCAAUGAAAGAAAUAACAUUGUACAAUUUAUACUGUAGUGAUCACACGAAUACUUCAUGUAGGGGAUUCAACCUUGACCUGUCUCAACAUUCACAACUUAGACGUUUAGGAUUGAUCUGUAUACCUAUGUCACAAUUAAACAUGGAUGUAUCGUUGUUAGAGGAAUGUACUGUAGGUAAAUUAUAUAAACCUGGUGUUGUGUCAUCUUAUCUCAGUCAACUACCAGCAGCCAGUAAACUACAAACAUUUAGGUGUAGUCAUCUAAAAUCUUCCAGUGACAUAGAAACAAUGUUACAAACAUUAUCAUUGUUAUAUCAUGUGAAAUAUGUUAGGUUGUUGGGAAUCAAUCUAGGUGAAAGAUCAUUAACACUGUCACCUCAAAUGAUCAAUAUUGAACGUGUUGGCUUGCGUUAUAUAACAAUGUCUUGUUCAGUGUUACAUGAUCUCAUUACUGUUAUAAACAAACUACCACAUACAGUGACAGUAUAUAUGGCAGGUUGUGAUAUAAAACCAGAAACAGAAUUUAAAAACUUUAAAACAUUUAUAAAACAAUCAGACAAUUUUGUGGUCACCUAUGAUGGCACCUUGAAGUCUGGAGUGUACAGGUUUGAGUUUAAAACAACAACAAGUACUGAGUAACCUUAAAUGAACUUGGGAGAAACAAUUUAUAAAUAGAUUAUGAGACAAGUGACAGGUGAAAUAGACAUCAUUUUUUUAUUUUUAAUCAGAAAUUUACUGCAGGACAUAGAUAAGGAAACAUUUUAAAAUGUGUACAUUUAGUUAGACAACUUGGAUUAUCUUCUGAAAGUGUUAAGGAUGGACUGAUGUUUCUUUAUAUAAAAAAUCUUCCAGACUUCAUUGUUUAACCGAAGAUAAAUAUCCAAGUUGUUACACACAAGAUCUAUGACGUAAUCCUUACAAACCUGAAAAAGUAGUAUCAUACACAUUAUAACCUUACAGUUUCACAAACCACAAUGGGAAGAAAUUUCAUGUGACAUUUCACUUGUCUUAUGUAAAAAGUUAGAUUUAGCAAAGAACACUAAGUAUUGUUAAGACUUGAUGGUCAUUUACAAGUGUACAGUACAUAUUUUCAAAUACCUCGCUAUUUAGGAAUUAUAUAUGAUUCAUACCUGUUAUAAAUUGUUACCUACCUCAAUUUUUGAAACAGUUUAUGCUGUAUUGUAAUUUAGCUGUUAAAAUGUUUGUGCAGUUGUAUAUUUAUUAUUAUAAAUGCUCAUCGCCUGAACCAUAUGUAAGAAAAAACACAAGCACCACUAUUUCAAUAAUUAUCUCCUCUAAAAUUACUUGUUACUAAAACUUCUUUUUCUUGCAUAGCAGACUGGCGUUUCCGUGAGUUUUAACCAUGCCCGAAAUUUCAUCUGGCAUGGGGGUGCCAGAUAAGUCGCUUGCCAAACAACGUGAUUUUAGCGCACUUUAUGAAUGAACCGCGUUAAAAUGAAGUCGUUUUAAAAGGGAAAUAUGUGCUUAAAAUGAUGUCAUUUUGCUGUUGUUAUUUAAGUUGUAAGUUUAUACGCUAUUGUAAGAAAAUAUUUAUAGAUGAAAUGACUAAUUUCCAUGAACAUAUAUCAUAUUGGUGUUAAUAUGAAAUAAUAUGUCAGAAUAUGCAAGAAAAAAUAUCUGACAAAUGUUUGCGGUUCAAAACGGAAUAUCCGUCCCUCGGGAACCCGCCCAUGGGCGGUAACUUGGCAAGGCUUUUUACCACCCAAUGGGCGGGUCCCCUGGGCACGGAUACUCCGGUCCGAACCGCAACAUAUGACAGAUAUUAUUAUUGUGUCACCUCUGAAGAGUAAGUGGCCACAUAUAGGAAUCAUCGGCUUUUGAAUGGUUCGAUGGUUUUCUUCGCAGUUAUAGCCCUUAAAUGAUUUGUAUGCUCCUAAAUAAAGAGCAGCCAUAUAGUCGCCGCUUCGUUCAUCCGCUUUUCCUGUCCGGCACAUAUGUCUGAUAUAACAAGAGGUAUCGCCAUGAGAAUUUGUAGGUCGAUAAAUCUUUCUGUGUAUAUGUGCAGUGCACAAGAACUGUAACUUUGCCUUGCCUAAUUUUUGAGUUAUUGCCCUUUGUUCAUUUUUACACUUAGAAUUUUGUCCGAAAAAUAAAAAAUUAUUAAAAAAAUAAUAACAGGUAUCAACAAGAAGCUUUGUAGGUAGAUAAAUAUAAUAUUAAAGUGACAUUAUGCCUAUCCAAGGGUAUAUAGUGUGUGAACGGGUGAAAAUCAAAAUAAGUUUUCAGUUUGCCAUAAUUCAUUUUAAUUUUAUUAUUAAGUUCGCAUAAACAAUAAAUAACGCACAGAUCCAAGCGAACUUUCUGUAAAUAUCCAUUAGAAUUAACCUAUAACGCUUAGUUUAUAAAAAGUGUGGGGCAGUCUUUUUAAAUUUUAGGCAGAUAUAUAACUUUAUCCUAAGUAUUUUCCAAUAUCAACUGUUGGUCAAACACCAUUUUGACAGUAAUUCUUUUGAAAAAUAAAGUCAAUUCAGCUUAACUUCACUAUGAAAACAUGAGCAUAAUGUCACUUUAAUUAGAAGUGUAGUGCAAAAGAGCCGUAAUUCUGCCUUGCCGUAAUAUUGGAGUUAUUGCCCUUUUUAUUUAAACUUACAAUCUUCAAGUUAGGAAAAUGUUCUUUAACGCAUACAUUCUUCCUCAUUUAGACUAUUGUUGCACUAUUUGGGGUAAUUGCAGUAAGAAGCUCUUAAAUGACAUGUAUAAAUUUCAAAAACGUGCAGCAAGAAUAAUACUUGAUAAAGAUUUUGAUGCGCCUACUGAUGAGGUAUUUUCUGAAUUAAACUGGAUGAAAUUCUCUGAUAGAGUGAAUUAUAAAAAGGCCAUUUUAGUAUACAAGUCCCUAAACAAUCUUCUCCCUGAUUAUAUGCGAAAUCUUUUUACAAAUACAGAAAAUAAAUCAUUAAGAUCGUAAUUAUGAACAAAGACUUCUUUUAAUAGUCCCCAAACCAAGAAUUGAAUUCUGCAGAAAAUCCCUAUCAUAUUCAGGCUCAAAAUUUUGGAACUCCCUCCCUUUAAACAUAAGAAAUUCUUCCAACAUACAAACAUUCAAAACUUAUUAUCUUAAAUGGUGGUUCUCUGGUGGGCACCCAAUAAUCAAUCUAGCUAUGUUUUAAUAUUCACAUAUAUGUCUCAUAAAAUGUACAAUUUCAUACAUUCAAAUGUUUGUAUUCAUUGUCUUAUUGCAUUUUUCAAUUACUCUACUUUUCUAUGUUGUAUAACUUG